Molecule: messenger RNA, 2767 nt
Organism: Osmerus eperlanus (European smelt)
Lineage: Eukaryota; Metazoa; Chordata; Actinopteri; Osmeriformes; Osmeridae
Gene: c22h6orf120
Product: chromosome 22 C6orf120 homolog
Exons: 3
Coding region: 431-988 (185 amino acids)
Source: RefSeq, a predicted model, not a curated record
AAAUAGCUCACUCAUUUCGUUCACUCACUGCUGAAAUAUAGUGCACUCACUGCCCUUCACUACAUAGGAGAUAGUGAAUGAGUGAACGAGUUAGCGGUUUCAGACACAGCCUAUGGUUGUCACCCGCCAUUAAACCGAAGAAGAAGACACUUCCUGGUCCGGCGCACACUGAAAAAAACAGUAGGCUGUUUAACUAUUUUGUAUUGUGUUCACGCAAUUGAGUAUAAAUAACUCAAAGUACGCAGUUAUUUACGGUUACAUCCCCUCCAAUCGUCAGCAGUCACAUCAAUGAGGACAAGUGAUCUAGUUCCAGUGGCAGCAGUACAUGCCCAUGUGAUAACACUACCUCCACCAUGUUUCACAGAUGAGGUGGUUAUCAACAAAUGCUAGAAUAAUGGUGAUAACCUGUCGGUGAUUGAACAUCUCCACCAUGGUGUUGUCCAGCUGUCUCCUGGCAGUUGCUGUCUUCCUGUCCCAGGCCAGGGGAUUCCUGCAUCCUUCAGAGGAAGAUGCUGUCUCUGAGGAAUGGCUGCUGCUGCAUGUGGUCCAGGGCCACAUAGGGGCCGGUAACUACAGCUACUUGCGUCUUAACCACGAUGGUAGGAUCAUUCUGCUUUUGCGUAGCCUGAAAGGAGACGCUGACCUAUAUGUGUCCGACAAGACCCUGCGACCAAGUUUUGACACUUACAAACUGCAGUCGGUGACAUGCGGUAAAGAUGCAGUUGUGGUACCCAGGGACUUUAUAAGGCCAGUUGGGAUUGGAAUCUAUGGACACCCAUCCCACCAGGAGAGUGAGUUUGAGAUGCGUGUGUUUUAUGAUCAGACUGCUCCCAAAGAUCAUUUUGAUAAAAGCUUUUACACAUCAGAGGACAGAAUAAGGCCACAGAAAUACCGCCAAGCACCAGAUGAAGACUUUGAGGAGGAGGAGUCAAUUUUCUGGACUAUUUUAAUUGGACUUUUGAAGAUUAUUCUUGAAAUUUUGUUCUAAAGAACUGUAGUUGCUGCUAUAAUGUAAAAAAAAAAAAUGUUUCGGAAGAGGAAAAAUUGAUUAAUUGUGUAUUUUCUGUAAUUGGGAAAAUCUUGAGUUUUCUUUUCUUUUUUUUAUAAUUAAACCUAUUUUCAUAAUUUUACCAAUAAAUUCUGAUUAGUAACGAGAGUAAAUGCCAUGUCAUACAAAAAAGCCUAGUCCAAUUUAUUCCUUUUCAGAAGGAAAUAUCGCUUUUCAAAUUGAGAGAUGGAUGGUCCUGCUUUUUCUAUGAAAAUUGGAUUCUUUGGAAGUUUUUAAAUUACUCUUCAAACAUUUAGGAGAACAUUUUUCUGAAAACUGUUUUAAAUGGGUCAUCAUUUAAGAGCAUUUCUGGAAGCUUCGAAAACUAUUGGGCUGUACUGACAAUCAUCUGUCAAUUGAAGAUCAGGAUGAAUUUAUGUAGGAAGUAGUCCCACCAUAGCGGUGCAUGUCAAGAUGUAUUGUCUGUAUAUUAGUCGGUUUUUGCCAGAAACAUUUUUGGUGGUCCAAUCAGCGAACAGAGGGAGUGGCUGAAAACGAUGACGUUGAUGUUGUGCGCUAGUUUGAGUUGUAGUUCAGUAAUGUCGGCGGAGAAAGAAGCCAUUUGGUCCGUUGUAACGCUGCCGACUAUCCAGAAGUUAAAGCCGGAGCAAGAACAAUCUUUGCUGAGUUUUGUUGGUGGCCAUGAUGUUGUGGCCCUCCUCCCACGGGGUUCGGGAAAAGUUUGAUUUUCCAGCUACGGCAGCUAGCUCCGUUACAGUAGUGGUGAAGGAGUUGGCUAAGACUAGCGAUUGGUUAUGGCAGAUCCAGAGUAGCUCUGGGCAGAUCCAAUAGUUUUAAACUUCAACAGAGUACCCGCCUUCAAGGAAGGCUACAUUAAAAGUACCUUUUAGCAAGAAUGUGGCGUUACAUUUAUCAUUGCAAUACAAGUUUGUGUGAUGAGCAGCAUAUACACUUAAUGUGUGCGCUGCUUAGAAUUUUGUUUCUUAGUCGUCAGGAAAGCUUUUCAUUAAAGAAAGUAUUUCUUAUGGUUUUGAACAUAAUUUGUAAAGAUGAAUCAGAAAUCAUUUGUUCAUAUCUGCCUGGUUUAAGAAGAAAUACACAUUUCCUACGAGGUUCUUGAAUUAUGCAAAAAAAGUAGUAAAUGUCCCCAAUGAACCAACAUGUUCAGCAGUGCCUUAGAUGAGAUUUAUUGGGUGAAUGGCAAUGCAAUUUUCAAAUAAAAAUUAGCAAAUGACUUUGCAAACUUCCAUGUCAGACUGUUGCUUUCUACUCUGCCCCAGACGCUUUUCUAACCGAAUCUUUUUGUGUAGGUUUCUUAAAUUCAAACCUUUUUAAGUGUAUUUACUGCAGGGUAGGGGUGUAACAAUAUAUUGUGGCACAAUAUAUCGCAAUGCAAAAAUGUUACAAUAUGUAUUGUAGUUAUGGCAAUAUUUUUUACAAUAUGACGUCUGUUUUAUUCUAUUGGUUAAGCUACCAGAAUGCAACCAACUCUGCACCUGUGUGCAUUCACAGAAAUAGCUUGAACUGAGUUAAACUAAGUUGAAUGAACAAAUACAUCUCUUAAUUGAAUUGCAGUAAAAAAAAAUAUAUAUAUAUAUAUUGUGAUACGUAUUGUAUUGUGAAACCAGUAUUGUAAUAAGUAUCGAAUUGUAAGAUGAGUGUAUUGUUACACCCUUACUGCAGGAUUGACAGAUUUGCUCUGAAAUAUUGAGGAUGUGGGUUUUGAUUGGCCAUAAUAAAUUACAGGUGGAACUGUAA